GUGGAAGAAUUGAAUUUGAGAUACUUAAAAAUACUGAAAUCACACAGAAUGAAACUGAUAUUUUAAUGAAGACAUAUGAAAAAUUAUGUGAAAAAUUAAAAGCUAAUAUUGAAUAUAAGAAAAAUUUAUUACCGAUCUGUUUAAACUAA
This is a messenger RNA of Dentiscutata heterogama, 149 nucleotides long. The record is from the annotation of a GenBank genome assembly. Lineage: Eukaryota; Fungi; Glomeromycota; Glomeromycetes; Diversisporales; Gigasporaceae.